Messenger RNA from Vitrella brassicaformis, 2165 nucleotides. The record is from the annotation of a GenBank genome assembly. Lineage: Eukaryota; Vitrellaceae.
GUGCUGUUUUCGGCUAUUGCGGUCCUUUGGAGGGACGGAGAAGCGAUUGAAACAGCGGAGGAAAGAAAACUCAAAGGAAUAGUCCAGAGCAUCGCGAGCCGACUGGGUGGAGCUCUUGAUGGAUUCGGGAGAGCUCAGCGGAGGUGCAGCAGGGCAGCAACGCGGCGGCAACACGGCCGCGCAGAUGACAUAUGCUUACGUGCUGCCGCAGAAUGGCGGCAUCGCGCCUCAGGCUCAGCCUGGCGGGCACACUGCCGCACCCUUGAUGGAUCCUUACGGGCACUACAGCGGAUGGCAGGGGCAACAGCAGCCUGGUAUAUGGGAUAAGCCACUGGUGUGGAGAAAACAAACGCCCCGCAUGCAGAAAGCAAACAUCACACAUCACUGGUGGACUGCUGUGUGUGGAUGGAUGGAUGUGCUCAGGUUCGUCGACGUCCACGAUGGCCAUGAUGCAGCCCUAUUCUCUACACGGGGCGGCGGCGGCGGCGGCGGCUGCCGUGCCGAUGAGUGGCCCAUCGCCUGGGCCCCAGCUGCCCGUGUACCCCCCCGCACCACCCCGCCACACUGACCAGGCUGCCUCUGCUGCUCAGAAUGGCGCCUCCUACACCACCCAGCAGCUAUGUGCGGCAUACCCCUACGCCAUGAUCCCGCAAGCGGGCAGCAGCCACCCCCCACCCCCACACCCGCCCUUCAGGUCAUCCUCAGACGCCAAUGGAUUCCGACACCCCAUGUGGCCGCAACCCUGCUACCACCCCCAUCCCUCGCCAGAUGCGCAGACAGCCCAAGCAGUCCCUCCCCCGCCCGCUGCGGGUUCGUCACAUCAUCGCAUCGAUGGCUCGGGCAGAAAGAGGGACAGGCCGCAUGACGUUGACGAGGGAGAAGAAGCCAAUGGCGACCUGUCUUUGAUGGGCGAGCAGUUCUAUCAAGCGAUGGGUUAUGGCAACGAGGAGAUGACAGCCAAUUGCGCCAACGGCGAUGGCCUGCUUGUGGUUCAAACGCGGCACGGCCCCGUGACGCUCGACCUUUACAGAGGCCUUCGUAACUCAGAGGCGUUUGGGGCUCCAGUCAGGGGGCCGAGGGUGGGUGAGAGGAGCACGGCCAUCACCGACAAUGACCACUCAUCCGCCGACUGCCUGCUCGAACCCGCCACACCUCCCGAACCGCCCAUGGACCCACCACCACCACCAGCAGCGGCAGCAGCACACCCCCCUUCAGGACCACAGCCACUAGCCGAAAUAGGAGGAGAUGACAUAGGGCCCAGCAGCCGAGUCGCGCUGAAGCCGCCGGUCAAGCGCGUCAAGUCGCACCAGUACGACGUGCAGAAGGAGAGAGGGCACCGCGCGGCGUAUCGAUGUUCCCAGGGGGCUGCCAGUCAUGCGAUGGGGCAGCGGGAGCAGCAGCUCCACCACCAGCCGGUGAUGCGGAUGAUGACCAGCAGGAGGGAGGAAGGAGCCCCUCCCUCCCAUAUGAAUGGCACUGGUGAGAGGGAGGGAGGGAGGGAGGGACGGGGGAUGAAAGCGCCUUGUCCCUUAUGUUGUCUUGUGUUGUCUUGUAUUGUGUUGUGUUGUGCUGUGUGUGAGUGUCAGGUCCGGUGGCGAUGUCUAUCUUCCCGACGAUGCCGCGGCUGGCAAGCACCACCCCUGACGAACAGUCACAUCCUGCCGCCCUCCCCGCCCCCUCCACUGCUGCCAGUGCACUAUAUCAGCCUUUGCCGAACCAAAUAGCAGCAGCAGCUAAAGACCUAGAUGCACCACCCACGAUGGCUGAGGUGGCGAAUGCCCUGUCGGGUGUGAGCAACGGGCGUCCAGUAGUGGCACUGGGAGGCCAGUCGUCAUCAACCCCCCCAGGUGGGCGGGUUUCUGUCGGUGUGCCCAUCCUGCACGACGAGUGACAUGACAGAGCCAUCCAUCGUGGCUGGCUGGCGUAGAUGGCCAUGGGUUGAAGGCCAUGAGUGAGGUGAGGUAGUGUGUGUGUGUGUGUGUGUGUGUUUGUGUGUGUGUGUGUUGGUCGGGCCAGUGAGGCAGAGAGGCUAAUUACGGCGAGUAAGCAGCACUCACUCAUUCACUCACUCACUCACUCGCGUGUGUGUGUCCCUCCUCAACCCCACAGUGUUUGGUUUGGUUGUGCAUAGCAAGACAUAUAAGAUGGCGCGGACUACUGUCCAU